AUGGUUAAUCAUGAAAGCGGUACGCAUAAGACGAUCACCAAAGGAAAAGAAAAUUUGGAGAAUACGUGUGAGGAGAACCUUAAGGAGAAGGAUGAGUCUUCUUCUUCUUUACCUUCUCCUGUUGCUGUGGAAGCAGAUGUUACACCAAUCAGAUCUUAUGAUCCUAUGCAAAAUCAACGUCUUUAUGAUUUUUAUCUUGUUGAUCUUCCAAAAAAAAUCGAUGCUUUUAUUAAGAGCACUCCUCAAAUUUUGAAUGAUAAAGAACCUGUUCAUUACAAUUAUCAGGCUCUUUAUGAUUAUUAUGAUUCUAUCCCACAAAAUCUUCAUGAUUUUAAUAUGAAGAAUAACUUGAAUUCAAAUCUGAAUAUGAUUUCGGAUGCUGAUGAUCUUGGUAUGAAUUCGGACACAAAUGUGAGUCCAAAUGAAAAACAAUCCUUCAUGGAUAUGUCAAAGGAGCAGACGGGUGAUAUUGGAGAACAUGUGGACAUUCCUUCCAUGGAUGGCAGCCACCACCAACCAUCAACCGCAAGCCUUGUGUCCCCAGUUACUGUCGGUGAUGAUUGUGCUCCUAACAUCACUGAUAAUCUUUAG
Messenger RNA from Eutrema salsugineum, 591 nucleotides. Its product is annotated as MADS-box transcription factor PHERES 1. The transcript has a single exon. The coding region runs from base 1 to 591 and encodes 196 amino acids. The record is from RefSeq and is a predicted model, not a curated record. Lineage: Eukaryota; Viridiplantae; Streptophyta; Magnoliopsida; Brassicales; Brassicaceae.